Molecule: messenger RNA, 972 nt
Organism: Trichoderma citrinoviride
Lineage: Eukaryota; Fungi; Ascomycota; Sordariomycetes; Hypocreales; Hypocreaceae
Exons: 3
Coding region: 1-972 (323 amino acids)
Cellular component (GO): membrane
Molecular function (GO): GTP binding
Source: RefSeq, a predicted model, not a curated record
AUGGGUGCUGCACUCUCUGGCCUAUUUGGCGGCAAUGAGGAGAGUGAAAGAUUGAGACAGAGGGUGGAAGAGCUGGAAGCACGGCUGAAAGCAGAGGAGGAACAGCGUUCACGCGAAGCACAGGCGAACCAGCUGAGAGCAGAGGCGGACAAGCGUACACGCGAAGCCCAGCAGCAGCUGAACGAGAUGAGAGACCAACUGCGCGAGAUGCAGCAGAGCGAAGCCAAACAGCGAGAGAUUCUCAAAGAACUAGGCUACUCCCCAGACGAGCCGAAAAUCACGAAGAACCUUAUAGCCAAAGCCCGAAAGGCGCUCGGCUAUGUCAAGGGCAAGCAGAAUGUUGUCUUUGUUGGAAAUGUCAAUGUCGGCAAGUCAUCGCUGGUGAAUGCUCUCCGCGGCGUGCUCAACAGAGACGCCACCGCCGCCCCCGUGGGUGCGAGCCAAGUCACGUUGACUUCGGGUCGUUAUGAGACUCGCCACCAUCCGGAUCUGGUUCUAUUUGACACUCCCGGCGCGGGCACCCUGGACGUGCCAGCCUUUAGGUACUUUUAUGAGCACCAGCUAUUCGCCUUCGACACUGUGGUCCUCGUCCACGAUACAACCUUGACGAUGCCCGACAUUCGACUGCUCCAGCUGUGCAGCAUUGCUCAACUACCAUAUAUAGCCGUCCGAACCAGAGCUGAUAAUCAUAUAAGGAACUACGCAGCGGAUGGCUGGACGCUUGAGGAAGCACGAGAGAGAUUCAUUGCCGAGGCUCGUCAAGACGCUGCCCAAUGCCAAAGACAAGUCAGGGAAAAGUGGCCAGAGCACGGAAUCACAAUUCGAGAUCACAUCGUCUCCGCCACGGGAGUCCGGAGUAUCCUUGAGGGUGCAGCAUCAUCCAAUGACCCGGCCACUGCAUACAUUGACGAGUGGGAUCUUGUGUGUGCACUGUCGCUCCGGGGUGCGGCCCCAGCGAUUACCGCAAACUAG